This is a messenger RNA of Gopherus flavomarginatus (Mexican gopher tortoise), 753 nucleotides long. Its product is annotated as interferon epsilon-like. Gene Ontology annotation, cellular component: extracellular region. Gene Ontology annotation, molecular function: cytokine activity; type I interferon receptor binding. The transcript is spliced from 2 exons. Gene Ontology annotation, biological process: adaptive immune response; humoral immune response; T cell activation involved in immune response. The record is from RefSeq and is a predicted model, not a curated record. The coding region runs from base 1 to 753 and encodes 250 amino acids. Lineage: Eukaryota; Metazoa; Chordata; Testudines; Testudinidae.
AUGCUGACUGAUAGACCUGAAUGCCUUGUGUGUGGAAAGGAGGGGCACUGUUCCAUGAAGAAGCAGUUGGGGAAACUCUUCCAGAGCAAGGGAGACAUGGAUGAAAAACACAUCUAUGAAAGACACUGCAUAAGCUCCUGUCUCCAAGGCACUUCACGCAGAGGCAGAGUGAAAGAAGACCUCAUGAUCACCAUGUGUUUGCUGCACAUCUCCCUUGUAAUGCUGUUCUCCACUGAAAUCUCUUCUCUGGACUGUACCAUACUUCUCUUCCAGCAGAAUAAAAUGAACACAGAAAGCUUAGAGCUUCUGAGCAAAAUAGGUGGAGAAUUUCCUCUACAAUGCCUAAAAGAAAAUAGGAUCUUCAGGCUCCCUCAGAAAGCUCUCAGGCCCAGAGAGUCCCAGGAGAAGGAUGCCAAGAUGGUAAUUCAGGAGAUCCUCCAGCAGAUCUUCAAUAUCUUCAGUGAAAACCUCACGCAAGCUGCCUGGGACAGGAGUUCUGUAGAGACAUUACAAAAUGGACUUAACUGGCAAACUGAGAAGCUAGAGACAUGUUUGCAUUCAGAGAUGGAGAAUGAGACACCCUAUUUGGGCAACAAGAAACUCCUGUUCCCCAUGUUGAAGCUGAAGAAAUACUUCCAAAGAAUCAGGGAUUUCCUGAAAGAGAAACAAUUUAGCUUGUGUGCCUGGGAGACCAUCCGCUUGGAAAUGGGGAGAUGUCUUUUGUUUGUUGACCAGCUGAUUAAAAAGGCUUAA